Molecule: messenger RNA, 2051 nt
Organism: Mesocricetus auratus (golden hamster)
Lineage: Eukaryota; Metazoa; Chordata; Mammalia; Rodentia; Cricetidae
Gene: Elf3
Product: E74 like ETS transcription factor 3
Exons: 8
Coding region: 157-1398 (413 amino acids)
Biological process (GO): cell differentiation; regulation of transcription by RNA polymerase II
Cellular component (GO): nucleus
Molecular function (GO): DNA-binding transcription factor activity, RNA polymerase II-specific; sequence-specific DNA binding
Source: RefSeq, a predicted model, not a curated record
CGCACUGCUCUAUUUAGUACGGGUGGGGGAGCGCUCUGGCCACACUCAGCACUGCUACCUGGCGGAGCCUUCAGCCGCCCAGAUUUCUUCCCUUCCUGUGGCCUCAGAAGCCUCCUUACCCGCCUGCCACAUCGAACCCUGACUCUCGGGGGCCUCAUGGCUGCCACCUGUGAGAUCAGCAACGUUUUUAGUAACUACUUCAACGCCAUGUACAGUUCGGAAGACCCCACCCUGGCUCCCGCUCCUCCAGCGACUACCUUUGGCAGCGAUGACUUGGUCUUGACUAUGAACAACCCCCAGAUGUCGCUGGAAGGUCCAGAGAAGGCAAGCUGGUCAGGCGAGCAGCCCCAGUUCUGGUCCAAGACCCAGGUUUUGGACUGGAUCAGUUACCAAGUGGAGAAAAACAAAUACGACGCCAGUUCCAUUGACUUCUCGAGAUGUGAUAUGGACGGCGCCACCCUCUGCAACUGUGCCCUUGAGGAGCUAAGACUGGUCUUUGGGUCUCUGGGGGACCAACUCUAUGCCCAGCUUCGAGACCUCAGUAAGUCUAGGCCAGGGGAGCCACGGGGCCUCCAGAGUGAACAGGGAGGACCGGCCUUGGGAAGGACUUGGAGCUCCUCUGUCCUGCGAGAGAUGGAGAGUGACCCCUCCCUGCCUCCACCAGCCUCCAGCUCUUCUGACGAACUCAGCUGGAUCAUCGAACUGCUGGAGAAGGAUGGCAUGGCCUUCCAGGAGGGCCUGGGAGACUCAGGCCCCUUUGAUCAGGGAAGCCCUUUUGCCCAGGAGCUGUUGGAUGAUGGCCGCCAGGCCAGCCCCUACUACAGCAGUACCUAUGGCCCUGGAGCACCGUCCCCUGGUAGCUCUGACGUCUCUACUGCAGGGACCACUACUCCCCAGAGCUCCCACUCCUCUGACUCCGGUGGAAGUGACUUGGACCUGGAUCUCACUGAUAGCAAGGUCUUCCCUACAGAUGGCUUUCCUGACUAUAAGAAGGGGGAACCCAAGCACGGGAAGAGGAAACGUGGGCGUCCCCGAAAGCUGAGCAAAGAGUACUGGGACUGCCUGGAGGGCAAGAAGAGCAAGCACGCCCCCAGAGGAACUCAUCUGUGGGAGUUCAUUCGAGACAUCCUCAUCCACCCUGAACUCAACGAAGGCCUCAUGAAGUGGGAGAAUCGGCAUGAGGGUGUGUUCAAGUUCCUUCGCUCAGAGGCCGUGGCCCAGCUAUGGGGCCAAAAGAAAAAGAACAGCAACAUGACCUAUGAGAAGCUGAGCCGGGCCAUGAGGUACUACUACAAACGGGAGAUACUGGAACGGGUGGACGGCCGUCGGCUCGUCUACAAGUUCGGCAAGAACUCCAGUGGCUGGAAAGAGGAAGAGAUCAUAGAGAGUCGGAAUUAAGGGUCUGGACUGCACCCAGGACCUGGCUCAGACACAAACUUGAACUGAAGCCUUCUUGGAAGGACAGGCAGGCUGGAAGGCCCCCUUCAUGUGGAUGUGUUCCCUGUGUUGCUGUAGAGAGGAGGAACCCGUCCGUCGGCUGUGUCGUAUCAUGAAGUGCAGCCUGUGUGGCCUCUCCUUGCCCUCCUUUUGGAAUUACAAGCCCCAGGGUUUGAAGCGACUUGUUCGCUGACUCUACAGCUGUGAAUCCAGCUCCUUCCAGCCCCAGCACUGACUGCCAAAGAGACCCACCUGCAGAUGCCUGGGCUCAGCUGAGGAGGCUGGGGAGACAUGGGAGGAGGAGGAGGGUGUAGGGACAGAAGAGGCAGGGUUGUCUUCUCCAGCACUUCGUCCUGGACUGACUUCCUUCUCUCGGCCCGGUACUCAGGCUCCCACAGGCGGGGGUUAGAGCAUCCCUAAUUUAUGUGCUAUAAAUAUUCCAGUUGUACAUAGAGAGCUAUUUUUUCUAAAGCAUCCCCCUCCCUGCUCUUCUCCCACUCUGAGUUCUGGGGCUCCUAACUGGACCAGCAAGAAGUGGGGUGAUGCCAGACCCCUCAAGAUGGGGUUCCUGGAGGCUUAGGCCUCCAAUAAAGCGCCUUCUAAGCUUUUUCUAA